Molecule: messenger RNA, 1201 nt
Organism: Lipotes vexillifer (Yangtze River dolphin)
Lineage: Eukaryota; Metazoa; Chordata; Mammalia; Artiodactyla; Lipotidae
Gene: MRPS9
Product: mitochondrial ribosomal protein S9
Exons: 11
Coding region: 6-1196 (396 amino acids)
Biological process (GO): translation
Cellular component (GO): mitochondrial small ribosomal subunit; ribosome
Molecular function (GO): structural constituent of ribosome; RNA binding
Source: RefSeq, a predicted model, not a curated record
CCAACAUGGCGGCUCUACGUGUGCCCUGCGGCGCAGCUGCUUCGUACCGGCUCUUUCUUGGGGGUAGGGUUAGCUUUGCUCGGGGACAGGGCCUCUGGAAAGCCGCGGCUGCUAAGCUGCAGAGAAGUCCCGGAUGCCAGAUAUUAAGGUUAAGACACACCACCGUUGUAGCAGCAAGGAAAAAUGUUGCAGCCUUAAGACAUGAAACUUACACAGUGGAUUUUAUUAAAAAGCAGAUUGAAGAAUUCAACAUAGGAAAGAGACACUUAGCCAACAUGAUGGGAGAAGAUCCAGAAACUUUUACCCAAGAGGAUAUUGAUAGAGCGAUUGCUUACCUCUUUCCCAGUGGUUUGUUUGAGAAGCGAGCCCGGCCAAUAAUGAAGCAUCCUGAAGAGAUUUUUCCUAAACAAAGAGCAAUCCAGUGGGGAGAAGACGGCCGCCCAUUUCAUUUUCUCUUUUAUACUGGCAAACAGUCAUAUUAUUCAUUAAUGCAUGAAGCAUACGGAAAGCUACUAGAUGUAGAAAACCGUCAAGACCAGCUGCGAGCCAAAGGUCUGUUUUCAGAAAAAACUAAAGCCAAAGACCCAAUUGGCAGCAGAUGGCUGAUUAAGGAGGAACUGGAAGAAAUGCUAGUGGAAAAACUAUCAGAUCAAGAUUACGCACAGUUCACUCGGCUGCUGGAAAGGUUAUCGGCGUUGCCGUGUGACGCGGCUGAAGAAGAAUUUGUGGGCAGCUUCCGCAGGAGUGUAACCAUUCCACUGAGAAAACAGCUGACUGAGCCUUUGCAGUGUGACGAGAAGGGUAUGGCCUUCAGCACAGGCCAAGGUAACAGAAAGACUGCAAAAGCAAAAGUGGCUGUUUAUGACCACGGAAGUGGGAGGAUAGAAGUAAAUGGGGUCGACUACCUGCUCUACUUUCCAGUGACUCAGGACAGAGAACAGCUGAUGUUCCCUUUCCACUUCCUCGACCGGCUGGGAGAACACGACAUGACCUGCACGGUGUCGGGGGGCGGGCGGGCGGCGCAGGCGGGGGCCAUCCGCUUGGCGACGGCGAGAGCCUUGUGCAGCUUUGUCACCGAGGACGAGGUCGAGUGGAUGCGCCAAGCGGGACUGCUUACUGCCGAUCCCCGUGUCAGAGAGCGGAAGAAGCCGGGCCAGGAGGGAGCCCGCAGGAAGUUCACCUGGAAGAAGCGCUGAGUGUC